Sciurus carolinensis (gray squirrel) is the source of this 953-nucleotide messenger RNA. RefSeq lists its product as uncharacterized. Gene Ontology annotation, cellular component: blood microparticle; external side of plasma membrane; immunoglobulin complex, circulating. Gene Ontology annotation, biological process: defense response to bacterium; B cell receptor signaling pathway; phagocytosis, engulfment. NCBI's taxonomy places the organism in Eukaryota, Metazoa, Chordata, Mammalia, Rodentia, Sciuridae. The transcript has 4 exons. The record is from RefSeq and is a predicted model, not a curated record. Gene Ontology annotation, molecular function: immunoglobulin receptor binding; antigen binding. Bases 3 to 953 code for a protein of 316 amino acids.
UCAUGAAAACCAGCCACCCUGACCCUGCAGCUCUGCACAGGAGCCCAGCCCUGGACUCCAGCUCAUCCCACUCAGUGGUCAGGACUCAACACAGGCUGCUCACCAUGGACUGUGUGCUCAGCUGGGUUUUCCUUGUGGCUGUUUUCAAAGGUGUGCAGUGUGAGGUGCAGCUGGUGGAGUCUGGGGGAGGCCUGGUGCAGCCUGGGGGGUCCCUGCGACUCUCCUGUGCAGCCUCUGGAUUCACCUUCAGUGACUACUGGAUGAGCUGGGUCCGCCAGGCUCCAGGGAAGGGACUGGAGUGGAUUGGAGAAAUUAACGAGGGUGGUGGUACAACAAAGUAUGCCAACUCUAUGAAGGGCCGAUUCACCAUCUCCAGAGACAACUCCAAGAACACGCUGUACCUGCAAAUGAGCAGCCUGAGAGCCGAGGACACGGCCACCUAUUACUGUGCCAGAGACACAGUGAGGGGACCUCAGUGUGAGCCCAGACACAAACCUCCCUGCAGGGUGCCCAGGGCCAGCAGGGGGCGCUCAGCACACAGGGAGCUCAGGGUCACCCAGGAGCAGGUGCAGAGGGGUGUGCAGUGUGAGGUGCAGCUGGUGGAGUCUGGGGGAGGCCUGGUACAGCCUGGAGGGACUCUGGGACUCUCCUGUGCAGCCUCUGGAUUCACCUUCAGUAACUACUGGAUGAGCUGGGUCCACCAGGCUCCAGGGAAGGGGCUGGAGUGGAUCUCAGACAUUAGUGGUAAUAGUGCUACCAUUAACUACGCGGACUCAGUGAAGGGCCAGUUCACCACCUCCAGGGAGAAAGUCAAGGACAUGCUGUACCUGCAAAUGAGCAGUCUGAGAACCAAGGACACUGACACCUGUUACUGUGCCAGAGACACACUCUGCUCCUCGAAAUUCCUGCCAGGGACCUGUGUCUAUGGUGAGACCCCCAGUACUGCAGGGUGA